Panonychus citri (citrus red mite) is the source of this 2867-nucleotide messenger RNA. It is a transcript of the gene Stt3A, whose product is annotated as dolichyl-diphosphooligosaccharide--protein glycosyltransferase subunit STT3A-like. The record is from RefSeq and is a predicted model, not a curated record. NCBI's taxonomy places the organism in Eukaryota, Metazoa, Arthropoda, Arachnida, Trombidiformes, Tetranychidae. Gene Ontology annotation, cellular component: membrane. Gene Ontology annotation, molecular function: dolichyl-diphosphooligosaccharide-protein glycotransferase activity. Gene Ontology annotation, biological process: post-translational protein modification.
GAAUCGGUAAUUUGGCUCACCGGUUGAGCGGUUUAACUGACAAUUUACUUAUUCUUAUUAAUUGUAACUAUUAAUUGUUUUUUGAUAAUUAGUUUUUAGUAGAUUUUAGUGUUAAACCUUCUGGGUACCGUUUAGAGUGAGUGUUGUUAAUUAAACAGUCAAAAGGAUGACAACAACGGUGGUUUAUUAUCAGACUUCCAGUUGGCUUCAGAGACACUUUUCUCUGGCCAGACAAGACAAUCUAUUAAAGUUAAUUGUUUUGUUAAUGGCUUCAAUUCUAUCUUUUUCUAUUAGAUUGUUCUCUGUACUUCGUUAUGAAAGUGUCAUCCAUGAGUUUGAUCCAUACUUUAAUUACCGUACUACACAGUAUUUGACCGAAAAAGGAUUUUACAGUUUCCUCAAUUGGUUUGAUGAUCGAGCUUGGUAUCCACUAGGACGUAUCAUUGGAGGGACCAUUUAUCCCGGUCUUAUGGUCACAUCAACGGCUAUCUACCAUUUUCUACACUUUUUGAACAUUGAUCUUGACAUAAGAAAUGUCUGCGUAUUUCUCGCCCCCUUAUUUUCUAGUUUCACCACAAUAGUUACCUACUUUUUAACUAAAGAGCUUUACACACCCUCUGCUGGUCUAGUGGCAGCCGCCUUGAUCUCAAUUGUCCCCGGUUACAUAUCACGUUCAGUUGCCGGUUCUUACGAUAAUGAAGGAAUCGCCAUUUUCUGUAUGCUAUUGACAUACUAUUUCUGGAUAAAAUCAGUGAAAACUGGUAAAAUUAUUUGGUCAUCACUAUGCUCUAUUGCCUAUUUUUAUAUGGUUUCCUCUUGGGGUGGUUACGUUUUCCUCAUAAAUCUAAUCCCACUUCAUGUUUUAGUAUUAAUGAUCACCGGUCGCUUUAGUCACCGAAUCUAUGUUGCUUAUUCUGUUGUUUACAGUUUGGGAACUUUAUUAUCAAUGCAAAUACCAUUUGUUGGCUUCCAACCUGUUCAAUCCAGUGAACAUAUGGCUGCAUUAGGAGUUUUCGGCUUAUGUCAACUUAUCGCAUUCAACGAUUAUCUUAAAGGGAAACUGUCCAAGCAAAGUUACGAUUUUCUGUUUCGAUCUUUGGUUCUUGGAUUAGCUGCCGUUGGCUUUGCGGUUGGACUUUUCCUUACAAUCAUUGGAAAAAUCUCACCAUGGACUGGACGUUUCUACUCUCUUCUUGAUCCAUCAUACGCCAAAAAUUAUAUUCCCAUUAUUGCUUCGGUCUCUGAACAUCAACCUACUUCGUGGUCAUCUUUCUACUUUGAUCUACAAUUGCUCCUUUUUCUCUUUCCCGUUGGUCUUUAUACUUGUUUUAAGCAAAUUACCGAUGCUAAUAUUUUCAUCAUUCUUUAUGGCCUAACAAGUAUUUAUUUUGCAGGAGUUAUGGUUCGAUUGAUGCUUGUUCUAGCACCAGUUAUGUGCAUCCUUUCAGGAAUUGGAAUCUCAUCAAUGCUCACUCGAUAUUGUAAACAACUUGAAGCCGCUCAAUCUAAUACUCCAUCAGUUGGGGGAACCACUGGAGUCACAUCUUCCUCUUAUGGUGCUAAACAUCAUUCAUCAACACAACAAAAAAAGAAACAACAACGAUUCGAGAAUAAUUUCGCAAUGAAAAGUGAAAUCGCUACUUUAUUCAUCGGUUUAUCUUCUGUCUUACUUUGUAUGUACAGUUAUCAUUGUAUUUGGGUAACCAGCGAGGCCUAUUCAGCACCUUCAAUUGUCCUUUCUGCUCGAAGUCAUGAUGGAUCACGAAUUGUUUUCGAUGAUUUCCGUGAAGCCUACUAUUGGCUUCGUCAAAAUACUCCCGAAGACGCUAAAAUUAUGUCUUGGUGGGAUUAUGGUUAUCAAAUCUCUGCAAUGGCAAAUCGAACAAUAAUCGUGGACAAUAAUACUUGGAAUAACACUCACAUAUCUCGAGUUGGUCAAGCAAUGGCUUCAGAUGAAGAUAAAGCUUACGAAAUAAUGAGAGAAUUAGAUGUCAAUUAUGUUUUGGUGAUUUUUGGCGGAUUAACGGGCUACUCAUCUGAUGACAUCAAUAAAUUCCUUUGGAUGGUUCGUAUUGGUGGAAGCACCGAAAAAGGCAAACAUAUCAAAGAAUCAGACUAUUAUACUCCCGGAGAAUUCAAGAUUGAUAAAGAUGGCUCACCUACUCUACUUAAUUGUUUAAUGUAUAAAAUGAGUUAUUAUCGUUUCGGAUCUGUUUACACCGAAGGAGGUAAACCAGCUGGUUGGGAUCGAGUUCGAGCCGCUGAGAUCGGAAAGAAAGAUUUUGGCCUUAAAGUUUUGGAAGAAGCUUAUACCACUGAACAUUGGCUUGUACGAAUUUACAAAGUUAAAGAUUUACCCAACAGAGGAUAAAUCAACGCACAUCUGAUUUAUUAAUACUUAAUCAUUUUUUAAAAUAAUUAAUUGGCUGAAAUACUAAAUCAAAAAAACUAUUAACCCUAAAUUUGGAUUUUAAAAAGUAUCAAAUAUCAACAGUUGUCACAAAUGAAACAAUCGCAAUCAACAAAUAGACAAAAAUUCACCCUUGACAGUUAUCAAAAUCUCAAGCAAUAUGUAUUAUUAUUAUACUUUAAAAGCUGAUUGAAAACCCAGAGAAUCUGAUUUAACGAGGAAAAAUAUCGAACAAAAAAAAACAAUUAAUUCUGAUUAACUUAAUCAAAUCUAAACUGAUUGAUGAGAAAGUAAAAAACUUAAAAACACAAAGUAUUUUGUCAAAUUGAUUCACAACAAUGAGAAUCAAUUAAAUUGUCAUAAUUUAUCACAAACAUUUUUUGUACAUUAUGGAAAACCUAUGAACUAUUAAAAAUUAAAUCAGUUACAAUUAACGAUUUAACCAAAAUCUCUCGAA